AUGGUAUUGAUAGUGUUGUUAGACAAAACAAAUGAAACUUGCUCAAAGAAAAAACCUUCCAUGAAGGUCGAAACCUCAAAGCUUUCUAUAAAACCUGCAAAAGAUAAAAUCACACAACAAAAACUUCUC
Molecule: messenger RNA, 129 nt
Organism: Racocetra fulgida
Lineage: Eukaryota; Fungi; Glomeromycota; Glomeromycetes; Diversisporales; Gigasporaceae
Source: the annotation of a GenBank genome assembly